UUGGACGACGGGGCGGGCCUUUAGUGAAGGGAUGGCGGUGGGAAAGAUGGCGGUGGCCCUGGCACCCUCUGGGUGGUGGCGGCGGUGGCGGCGGCGUUUGUCGGCACGGGAAGUUUCCAGGAUGUUGCUCCUUCUCCUUUUGCUGGGGUCUGGGCAGGGGCCACGGCAAGUCGGGGCGGGUCAAACGUUCGAGUACUUGAAACGGGAGCACUCGCUGUCGAAGCCCUACCAGGGUGUGGGCACAAGCAGUUCCUCCCUGUGGAAUCUGAUGGGCAAUGCCAUGGUGAUGACCCAGUAUAUCCGCCUUACCCCGGAUAUGCAAAGUAAACAGGGUGCCCUGUGGAACCGGGUGCCGUGUUUCCUGAGAGACUGGGAGUUGCAGGUGCACUUCAGAAUCCACGGGCAAGGGAAGAAGAACCUGCACGGGGAUGGCUUGGCCAUCUGGUACACGAAGGAUCGGAUGCAGCCAGGGCCUGUGUUUGGAAACAUGGACAAAUUUGUGGGGCUGGGAGUAUUUGUAGACACCUAUCCCAAUGAGGAGAAGCAGCAAGAGCGGGUGUUCCCCUACAUCUCAGCCAUGGUGAACAACGGCUCGCUCAGCUACGAUCACGAGCGGGAUGGGCGGCCUACAGAGCUGGGGGGCUGCACGGCCAUCGUCCGCAACCUCCAUUACGACACCUUCCUUGUGAUCCGCUACGUCAAGAGGCACCUGACGAUAAUGAUGGACAUCGACGGCAAGCACGAGUGGAGGGACUGCAUAGAGGUGCCGGGCGUCCGCCUGCCCCGGGGCUACUACUUUGGCACCUCGUCCAUCACGGGCGAUCUCUCGGACAACCACGAUGUCAUUUCCCUGAAGCUGUUUGAGCUGACAGUGGAGAGGACCCCGGAAGAGGAGAAGCUGCAUCGCGACGUGUUCCUGCCCUCAGUGGACAACAUGAAGCUGCCCCAGAUGACAGCCCCGCUGCCUCCCCUCAGCGGCCUGGCCCUCUUUCUCAUCGUCUUUUUCUCUCUGGUGUUUUCCGUCUUUGCCAUUGUCAUCGGGAUCAUCCUCUACAACAAAUGGCAGGACCAGAGUCGGAAGCGUUUCUACUGAGUGCCCCCCACAACCUUGACCUGUGUGGCUGUCCCUAGGAGGCGCGGGAGGAGCGCCGCUGACCUACCCUCCCGGCCGGGCGGGCCUUCUCCUGUCGCCAGCACCUGGUUACGGGUGCGGGUCUGUCACUGGAGCUUUGCGGGCAGGGACGCUGGCUCCCCCGUCACCUGUGAGGAUGGCCAGCUCUGGCUCGGGAAGCCCCCCGUUGGGUGACACUGCUGCGAUGUGCCUUUCCCCAAGGUCCCGCCCCUUGGGAGUGAAGAGGGCUGGCGAGAACCUGGGCCGCCAUGAUGCCAGAACCACCGGCAGGAGUUUCCUAGCCCAGGCUGCCUUGCUGUUGGGCUCACAGGGCCCUUGGGCUUCACUUGUAAGUCUUUCAAAGGCUAGAAAGUGGUCACUCCUCACACCUUCUGGCCUGCCAGCCACUGGUUUUUGCUUUAUGUCCAAGCCCCUGUCCUCCUGAGGCACUUUCCUUGGAAAUCUGGAUGAAAAUCUCUUCCCUGCCUCUCCCUCCUUCCAUCAUCCUCUGCAGAUGCAAGCUGAGCUGGGAAAGACACCUGGCUGCCUCUCCGUUAGGGCCUGGGACUGUAGGACACACUCGAGUGUCACUGACCCUCGCUAGGUGGCCAUGGGGAGGGGGCCUUCUGCUGGGGCUUGCCACUCUAGCCUUUGUUCUUGAGGGUGGAUCUUGGUUCUGUUGGUGGGUUCGUAACACUCCCAACUAGGCCCCUUUAGGCCCCUGGUCAGGUGUGUGAAGUCAGGAGAAACAUGGGAGACGUCAUGGGUGCUGUGGGGCUAACGGUGAAACUGCUCCACGUUUUGACACUGAAAGCAACAUCUACCAUGUGACCUGAGGACGUGGAGGUGUUUCUGGAUGCUCCAGAGCCUGCUUCGCUGCAUGUUUCAUAUUCAUCUUAACUUUUGGAAUCCUACUUAGAGUGUCAAAAUGUAAGGAACCUUUCUUCUAUAGCCUCAGUUUGGACAUCCCCAAAGAGGAACUCUUGCUUCUCUUUCUUAAGUGAUAAGAAAUGGUGGUUCUAAGUCUGGAAGCAGUGGAUCCUGGUCACCUGUGCCUGGAAGAGUUCACUGUUGUUUGAGCGACAGAGCCUGAGCAUCCUCCUGUCUGGGUCAGCCCUGACGCCACUGCCUUACCUGACAAGGAGUCGGGCACUGCUCGCCUGUCUGCCCUGUGAUUCUGUUGCUGACCGGUGGACUCUCCCUGGAGGGUCUGGACUCAGCUCUCCUAGCCCUGUGCUUCUGUAGCCCGAGGGAGAGUCUUAAUGUGGCUGAUGAAAACCAAACAUGACCUUCCGUGUGGCCUUCCUUUGGGGUGGGUUUGGCUAAACCUUCAGCCCAUCCACCCUUGCCCUGCCUGGGAUGGGAGCGCCCUCUGCUCCGUGCAGAAGGCAAGGGGGCGGGGGGGUCCCUCGGCUGGCAGGGGGUGGGGGUGGUGGUUUCUGCUGUCUUUGGCUUCCUCACAUCCUUUCCACGAGCUGUAGAUCUCUCCUGCAGGUGGGGUGACAGUGGGGCCCUUCCGACCUCCUGCCAUGGGCCUUCAGACCAGUUUCUUUGAAACUAAGGAAGCAGAUGGCUGUUUUGUGUUUUUGAGUUCCAGGGGAGAUUGGAUAGACCUCUGUGGUGGGGGCACAAGGUUGGACUCAUGAACUGGCUCGAACGUGGGUGCAGGAGGGCGAUCUCAGCACAGAGGAGACCACACUUGUGACUUCCGUGUGAUUCUAGCUCAGGAAUUUUUCGAGGCUCUGAGGAGGGCGAGAAGAUGUGAAAGAUGGUAUACUACCCCCAGCCCCCCACUCGGGGCCAGCCUCAGAGCAACAUAUGUGAGGAAACCAUCUGACUGGCAUUGUAGCUUUUGCUUCGGUUCUUGCCUUCUGUCCUAGAAACAUGCCAAUUCCCUUCUCCAGGGGAUCUUCCCAACCCAGGGAUCGCACUCAGUCUCCCACACUGCAGGCAGAUUCUUUACCAGCUGAGCCCCCAGGGCAUCCUGCCUGUCAAGAGUGGGGCCCAAUGUUGCUCUGGGCCCUGGAGUCCCAGCUGUGUCCCAGGGCGAGGGGGCCACCUGGCCACGUGAUGGGGGAGGGCAGCGGCCUUACCCUCCAGGAGCCAUCUCUCCUCGCGGAUGCCCUGGCCUUCUGUUUCCUGCAGCCUGAGGCCCACAAAGUGGAUGAGCCCUGGAGGCUCAGCGAGGUGCCUCCCGCCCUUCUGGGUCCCGUCCCAGAGGCUGGCCUUGCCUGUGGUGGUGUCAGCCGCCCAGAUACAAGGUGCCUCUCUGUUACAAAUGCUCUUUAUUUCAGUGGAAAAUUACAGCUCUGCUUGUUGGAAGUGGUCUCUGAACAGAAUGGCCAGACUAUUCUGAGUCCCCAGAAACAAGGAACUGGUAGGAAGCUGAAGGGUAGGGCUGUCUGUGAGCCAGGCUGUCCAGGGGGAUUAGUUCUGUGGGGCCAGAAGUUCUGGAAGACUAUCCCGCAGGCGCGUCACGUGUCCCUGGAGGUGUUUCAGCUUGAGGGCCGUUGUAGGUUUCAGGUUCUGCUGGGGAGUGGUGAGGUUGGAAGAGUUGGCGCUACUGGUGUUUGGCGCAUUGAUGAUAUUGGCGUAUAUUUGAAUGGGGGCAUUGAGCCGAAGUUCCGGUUUGAUCCAGCUCAUGGCCAAAUAGUUCUAGAGAGAACGAGCAAAAAUCAGCCUGAAGUAGCUGCCCAAAAUCGCUGUCUCAGGUCGUCCAGGAGGCAUGGCACCUUCGCCUGUGCCCUGGGCUUGUCACUCACCGGAGCCGAGUAGAUGAACUUGAACAGCAGAAGCCCUAUGAGGAGUA
Molecule: messenger RNA, 3920 nt
Organism: Odocoileus virginianus texanus
Lineage: Eukaryota; Metazoa; Chordata; Mammalia; Artiodactyla; Cervidae
Gene: LMAN2L
Product: lectin, mannose binding 2 like
Biological process (GO): endoplasmic reticulum to Golgi vesicle-mediated transport
Cellular component (GO): Golgi membrane; endoplasmic reticulum-Golgi intermediate compartment; COPII-coated ER to Golgi transport vesicle
Molecular function (GO): D-mannose binding
Source: RefSeq, a predicted model, not a curated record